Molecule: messenger RNA, 2056 nt
Organism: Lampris incognitus (smalleye Pacific opah)
Lineage: Eukaryota; Metazoa; Chordata; Actinopteri; Lampriformes; Lampridae
Product: synapse-associated protein 1-like
Exons: 9
Coding region: 71-1165 (364 amino acids)
Cellular component (GO): synapse; cytoplasm
Source: RefSeq, a predicted model, not a curated record
UUCUGGUUAACGUCAGAUCCUAGGAAACUAGAUUAGUUUGCCAUCCUAAAAUUGACUAUCGUCAACGAAAAUGUUCAAAGGUUUGGGGUCGUGGCUGGGUUUGGAGGGCGCAGCGUAUAUGAAGAAACCAGAUGACAGGGAGAAUCCCGACUUGGCUGUGGAGCAAGAAGAGAAGAUCGUGCAAGCGCAGAACGAGGUAAACAAACAGCAGCCGACCGAGCAAGAGGACGAACCAGAAACAACCCAGGCACUCUCCCCGCAAGGACAAGGACUAAGUGAUUACAUCUUUAGUUUUGCCUCCAAUGCCACCAAGAAGAUAUCGGACUCCGUCGUAGAGACUGCCCAGACCAUCAAAAAGAGCGUGGAAGAUGGAAACAUUGAUGGCAUAAUAGACAAGACUUUUCUGGGAGACUUUCAAAAGGAGCAGCAGAAGUUUGUUCAGGAAAAGAAAUCCAAAAGAUCAGAUACAGCAGUGCUUCCCUGGGUUGGCUAUAAUGAAGAGGAGACAAUCCAACAACAGAUUCUUGCUCUUUCUGCUGACAGGAGGAACUUCUUACGUGACCCACCUGCUGGAGUCCAGUUCCACUUUGACCUUGAGCAGAUGUACCCUCUGGCCAUAGUGAUGCUGGAGGAGGACCAACUGCUCAAUCGCAUGCGCUUCGACCUGGUCCCAAAACUUGUAAAGGAGGAGGCAUUCUGGAGGAAUUAUUUUUACCGAGUAUCUCUGAUCAAGCAGUCAGCUCAGCUAACAGCCCUGGCAGCCCAACAGCAAAAGGAGGAGGAGGAGGGGAGACGGAGCAGUAUUUCAGCUGAGGAUGUCACCUUAACAGAAAACGUCAGACCAAAAACACCUCCUGUUUCCAUCAGUGACAUGCAAAAGCCACCUCAGGAGGAAGAGGAGGAGAUGUCCACCAGCCCUGGGGUGUCAGAGUUUGUGAGUGAUGCUUUUGACUCGACAGCCAUCAAUAAGGAGGACCUGAGAAAAGAGAUGGAGCAGCUGGUGUUGGAUAAGAAGAACACCCCCUCCCCCGAUGAGGAGUCACCAGACUGGGAGGAGGAGCUGCAGCAGGAGCUCCAGGAAUACGAGGUGGUGACGGAGUCAGACAACAAAGAUGAUCAAUGGGAUCAGGAGAUCGAAAAGAUGCUCCAAGCUGAUGAUAGCUAGAUGCUGCAUCUAUCCGCCAUACAGACUUGCAGAUUACUAAUGACCAAUAUUGCACUACAGAAGUAAAUAUCCAGUCCUCCCAGAAAUAAGUGUCGGUUGACUUGGAUCCAUUGCCACCUUGACAGAUACAAGUGUAGCUAUGAUUAUGGCAAGAUUGGGAAAGCUCUGCUGGACACAUGAUGGUUAUGUUUAACUACUGGUUGGUAAAGGGCUGUUUUAUUUGUUCAGUUUGGGCUAGUUUGUCUUGCUUUCAGUUGUCCUUUCCAAGAGACGUAUGAGCUGCAAAGGAUAGCCACUAGAGAGUGCACCGGUGCAAGUGCAAAGUAUUUUAAUAUGGUUUUGGGGAGGCCGUUGAAAAUUAUAGAUAUACAUUAAAUUUAUCUUUGUUUCAAAAGCUUCUUGCUGGUGGUUUGUACAUUUAAGUCUCUUAUAAAUGUAUAGUUACAGUCAUGUAAAUAAAGAGCAUUCUAACACUUUGCACAUUCAAUGAGACAUUAUGUCUCGUUGAUUAUAUCAGCAUUUAAUUUUAGAUAAUGUAUUUCAUUUGAACAGAUUUCUGAAAAUGCAUGUCUGGUAUUCAGCUGCACUGAUUGUGUCUGCAGCUUAAAUGCUGUCCACAUUUUUUUUUCUGUUUCACUUUCGUGUUUUUUUUUCUUUUUAAUCAAUAUUCUUCAAUUAUUCUGAAUAAAAAAACAAAAGUGCACCUUGGAUCAUGUUUAUACAGAUAAGACUGGCCAAAAUUAACACAGGAAAACUGCAAGAGAAACUGAUGGGAAGGAGUACCCAGGUAACUCAAAACACAGUUAUGCUCUUUAUGAAAGUGGACUGAAAGUAUAAUACAUGGCACAAAAGAUAACAUUUUGGUAAAAGAAAAAUAAAAUUUUGGUAAAA